ACGAGAAGUUUCGCCUGUGGGAAAUUCAGCAGCUGACUUUUCGAGGAUCCCGGGGCUUUCUUGCUGAAGCAGCGACUCAACAUGGCGGCGUUUGCGCGAACCCUCAACCUGAUGUACCGCAUGGCCAUCCCGGCCUCUGCCGGCGCAUUCCUCAUCACACAGUCCAUCUACGACGUUCGGGGCGGCACAAGAGCCGUGAUUUUCGACAGGUUGUCCGGUGUCAAGGAGGAUGUCGUCAACGAGGGAACGCACUUUUUGAUCCCUUGGCUGCAGAGGAGCGUCAUCUUUGACGUGCGGACAAAGCCCAGGAACAUUGCCACGACCACCGGCAGCAAGGAUCUUCAGAUGGUCAGCUUGACGCUGCGAGUCCUGCACCGACCAGAUGUCAAGGCAUUGCCAAAGAUUUACCAGAACCUCGGCGCAGACUACGACGAGAGAGUCCUCCCCUCCAUCGGCAACGAAGUCCUCAAGGCCAUCGUCGCCCAGUUCGACGCCGCCGAGCUCAUCACCCAGCGUGAGGCCGUCUCGCAGCGCAUCCGCAGCGACCUUACCCGCCGUGCCGCCGAGUUCAACAUUGCCCUCGAGGACGUGUCCAUCACCCAUAUGACGUUUGGCCGUGAAUUCACAAAGGCCGUCGAGCAGAAGCAGAUUGCCCAGCAGGACGCCGAGCGCGCACGAUUCAUCGUCGAAAAGGCCGAGCAGGAGCGCCAGGCCAGCGUCAUCCGCGCAGAGGGUGAAGCCGAGAGCGCAGAAACCAUCAGCAAGGCCAUUGCCAAGUCCGGCGACGGGUUGGUGAAGAUUCGAAAGAUUGAGGCCAGCAGAGAGAUUGCGCAGGCCCUGUCAUCGAACCCCAAUGUGGCGUAUCUGCCUUCAGGAGGAAAGGGAGGCAACGGCAGCCAGCUUCUGCUGUCUGUAGGCAGGGCGUGAAGUGGAUUGUAGGAAUAAUGAAAACGGAAGCAUGGAGACCACCCCGCUCAUUGCUGGGAUAUGAGGGGGGAAAAGAAAUCCCCAAUCACGAGAAUCUUGUACUUUUAGCCAUGGAAGGCCAAUAGAAGCCUUAUGUGAAAACAAAACUAUAUGCUCU
Molecule: messenger RNA, 1084 nt
Organism: Trichoderma virens Gv29-8
Lineage: Eukaryota; Fungi; Ascomycota; Sordariomycetes; Hypocreales; Hypocreaceae
Exons: 2
Coding region: 82-927 (281 amino acids)
Biological process (GO): mitochondrion organization
Cellular component (GO): membrane; mitochondrion
Source: RefSeq, a predicted model, not a curated record